This is a messenger RNA of Nelumbo nucifera (sacred lotus), 2931 nucleotides long. RefSeq names its product SCARECROW-LIKE protein 7-like. NCBI's taxonomy places the organism in Eukaryota, Viridiplantae, Streptophyta, Magnoliopsida, Proteales, Nelumbonaceae. The record is from RefSeq and is a predicted model, not a curated record.
GGGACCCAUUGGGUUUUGGUUUCUUAUCGUGGGUCCUCGAUCCUGCUGAUUGAGGUUGGGGUCCGACGGGGCUCCUUUAAAAAUGAAGGGACGAACCUCUCUCACUGUCACCUCUCAAAUACGCUCUCCCCCGGGAGUCUCUCUCCGUCUCCCCCUCGCGCAACACACACACUUUCACUUCAGUUUGUAACUCGAAAUCGGUUCAAUCACCAGCGAUAUUGAUUCUCUCUCAAUUUCUCAACCUGAUUUCUGAUCCCGUUGGAUUGGGAGCUUCUCGAAAAGUGCUUCUCAGUUCUCACGGCUCGAUCGCAUUGGUUUUGGGGCUUUUUCUUUUCAAAGGAGAAAGGGGAAAAAGGUAAACGAUUGCUCUCCCUCUCUCUCUCUCUCAUCCAUACUCUAUACUUGGCCAAAGCCCACAACCAAGCCCCAUUCCAUUUUCCUUUGUUUAAUCUACAACUCAGUGCUGCAGCAGCUCUGCAAGUGCAAACAAACAGAAAAAUGGUAUUAAUCACAUUCACCAAUCUAUGAUCUCAUCUGUCUUCGAUCGGAUACAUAAAGAGACCACCCAUUGCAUCACUAUCAUCCUCACCAUGUUUAACUGGUAGUCUGCUACUCUGAGUUGCGUUCCUCUGCAACCAUUCAUCCGGAGAAUGGCGUACAUGUGCGCCGACAGUGGAAACCUAAUGGCGAUCGCUCAACAAGUCAUCAAACAGAAACAGCAGCAACAGCAACAACAACAGCAACAACAACAGCAACUCGUAGGGAUCAACACUUUUUCUCUAAACCCAUGGAGCGGGGCCCAUCAUCCCAUCGCCAACCCUCCCUCUUUUGCUUAUGGCCUUGGCGCCGGAUUCUCUGAUCCAUUUCCCGUCGCCGGAACGUCAGAUACUGGUGAACCUGUCCUCCCGUUUCCGCACUUAGACGACCCACAUCAUGCAACCGAGUUUAGGUUUUCUUAUUUGGGGGGAAACAAUGGAGGCGAGUUCGACUCCGACGAAUGGAUGGAGAGUUUAAUGGGCGGAGGAGAGUCGACGGAAAGCUCGGAGCCUCCCUCCGGCUGCGACGCAUGGCACAACCACGAGUUCUCUCUCUGCGGCGGCGAUCCCUUCGUUUGUAGUUCUAGUCGGCUCAAUCUCUCCUCUCCUUCCCCGUCCGACCUCAAUCGGCUCGUUUUCUCAGAUACCCAGAAAAAUCCCAACACUCUCCAAGCUCAAGUCCCGACGUGGACCCCACUGCUGCCGCCACCUCCACAUCCACCCCCACCCCCACCACCACCACUAGCUGAUGAUUCCCCAACGACUCAUCCGCCGCCGUUCAACAGGGUGAGUGAUGCUGCUGUCAUAGCUCAAUCACCUGAAACGGAAUCUUCGACGCCGAUGCUGAAAUCUCUCCUGGACUGUGCCCGACUGGCCGAUUUUGCACCGGAACGAGCCGUCAAACCACUUAUUCGACUCCGGGAAUCAGUGUCCGAACGUGGCGAUCCGACGGAGAGAGUUGUCUUUUAUUUCGCUGAAGCUCUUUACAGUCGGGUUUCUACAAAAACUGCGAGAACCGCACCAACGUUUGAGACUUCGUCGGAGGAUUUCACACUCCCUUAUAAAGCUUUAAACGACGCCUGCCCAUAUUCGAAGUUUGCCCAUUUGACGGCGAACCAAGCGAUACUCGAAGCGACCGAGACGGCGAAUCGGAUACACAUCGUCGACUUCGGAAUAGUUAAAGGAGUUCAGUGGGCGGCGCUCCUCCAAGCCUUGGCAACUCGGUCCACCGGAAAACCCUCUCGCAUCCGAUUAUCUGGCAUUCCUGCUCCCGCACUCGGGGGAUCACCGGCGGAAUCUCUGUCCGCCACUGGCAAUCGUCUCCGUGAUUUCGCCAAGCUUCUCGAUCUAAAUUUUGAGUUCGAGCCUAUCUUGACGCCAAUUCAGGAGCUUAACGAAUCAAGCUUCCGAAUUGUCACGGACGAGGUUUUGGCAGUGAAUUUCAUGCUUCAGUUGUAUAACCUGUUGGACGAGACAACAGUUGCCGUGGAGAGGGCUUUGCGGCUGGCGAAAUCUCUGAAGCCCAAGGUCGUGACGCUCGGAGAGUACGAAGCGGGCUUGAACCGGGUUGAUUUCCUGAACCGGUUUAAGACUGCAUUGCGGUACUACUCGGCGGUCUUUGAGUCGCUUGAGCCGAGCUUGACAAGAGACUCUACGGAGCGCCUCCGGAUUGAAAGCUUGCUGCUUGGGAGUCGGAUAUCUGGUGUUGUUGGACGGGAAGAAGGGCCAAUGAGACGAGAAAGAAUGGAGGAAAAGGAGCAGUGGAGGGUUUUGAUGGAAGGGUGUGGAUUUGAAUCUGUGGCUCUCAGCCAUUAUGCGAUGAGUCAGGCAAAGAUUCUUCUGUGGAACUACAAUUACAGUUCUUCGUAUUCUCUUGUGGAAUCACCACCCGGGUUUCUUUCGCUUGCAUGGAAUAGCGUUCCCCUUCUCACUGUUUCGUCAUGGCGCUGAUGAGUUUAGAAUCUUUAGAUAGCUCUUUUACAAUUUCCACCUGGAUAUUUUUUUCUCUGGUGUGGAAGGAUUGCUCUGCUCUUCUCUUGUUAGGUGCUUAAGUGCUUUUGGAAGGAACAAUGAGGAAUGGGUCUUGUUAUGGAACUCAGCUAUUGUCAUGGAAAAUCCUAACCAAAGUUUAACUGGCGUAGAUAGUUCGCCAUUAGUGCAUGUUUGGAACUUCUUGAUCAGAAAAAAAAAAUGAAUUGCUUUGUAUUUUGGCAUUUUGUUUUUUAUCUUUCUUUUUUCCAUUCUGUAUACUUAUCCUGGUUCCUUCAUAGGUUUGAUUGGGACAAGCUGUAAAAAGUAACGAAGAAAAGGGAUCUUCUUCGUUAGUUAUCUGUACAUAAUUUUGGCUCUCUUCUGAUUCAAUGUCUGAGAAAAGUAGAGAGCGAGCUUAUCUUCA